AUGUCUUCCUCGCAACCCUCCAGGCUCUACGUCAAGGGCAAGCAUGUGAGCUACGUCCGUGGCAAGCGCAACACCAACCCCAACACCAGCAUCCUCAAGCUGGAGGGCGUCCAGACCACCGAGGAGGCCAACUUCUACUGUGGCAAGAAGGUCGCCUUCGUCUACCGCUCCAACAAGGACAUCCGUGGCUCUAAGAUCAGGGCCAUCUGGGGCACCGUCACCCGCCCGCACGGCAACUCCGGUGCCGUCCGCGCGCAGUUCAGGUCCAACCUGCCCCCCAAGUCCUUCGGCGCCAGCGUCCGCGUCAUGCUCUACCCCUCCAACCUCUAA
This is a messenger RNA of Lasiodiplodia theobromae, 330 nucleotides long. Its product is annotated as 60s ribosomal protein l33. The transcript has 5 exons. NCBI's taxonomy places the organism in Eukaryota, Fungi, Ascomycota, Dothideomycetes, Botryosphaeriales, Botryosphaeriaceae. Gene Ontology annotation, cellular component: cytosolic large ribosomal subunit; ribosome. Gene Ontology annotation, biological process: ribosomal large subunit biogenesis; cytoplasmic translation. Bases 1 to 330 code for a protein of 109 amino acids. The record is from RefSeq and is a predicted model, not a curated record. Gene Ontology annotation, molecular function: structural constituent of ribosome.